AUGCAGGCAUAUCGACUCCUCCAGGCGCAGCAAGUGAAGUCCCCGGUCUCAUGGAGGCUGCAACUCCAAGAGUUGGCCAGUGUACAAAGCGUCCAUGGCACCGCUUUCAACAGUACUCAUGGCGGUGUGUCCACGACGAGCGUUGCUAGUUGCCUCUUCAAGAUGAUCGCACACGUCGCGGAACUCAUUGCUGCCAAGCUCUCAGAAGUCGCUCAAAAGGCGUGA
Molecule: messenger RNA, 225 nt
Organism: Aphanomyces astaci
Lineage: Eukaryota; Oomycota; Saprolegniomycetes; Saprolegniales; Verrucalvaceae
Exons: 2
Coding region: 1-225 (74 amino acids)
Source: RefSeq, a predicted model, not a curated record